AUGACCUCCCAUUCCCACCGCAAUCACUUCAUCGAACCCCCCUCUCUCACACAGCGUCGUUACAUCAUCCACCAGAGGGACGAGGCGGAGGAGGAGGUGCGGACAUGCGCUGAGGCUGUUGAAGCUGGUGUGUUCGCUGAAAAUUGUCUUGAUCUUGGUGUGGGUGGUGACUCUCUGCCGCAAGGAGCCUUGCCCCAUCAUGUUGCCUUCGUAGCAGAUCCCCAAUUGGUAGAUCCACAUACUUAUCCGGGCAGGCCGUGGCUGCUCUCGUCACUUACGAUGUUUUACUCCGAUCUCUAUUUGUAUCGAACUUACUCGCUUCUUCAGCGGGACCUAAGACCGGAUACUACUUUUUUUCUAGGCGAUUUGUUUGAUGGGGGAAGGGAGUGGGCUACGGGAAGCAGCUCGAGUCCAGACGCAAGGUUUAAAAUGUACGGGAAUGACGUCUGGAUGAUGGAGUAUCGACGGUUCGUCGAGAUGUUUUUCGAUACGUGGAGGCUGUGGGCGGUUGAUUCCAAGGCAAGUGGAAGGGGUCGCAAGAUCAUCGCGAGUUUGCCGGGGAAUCAUGAUUUAGGGUUUGGGCAUGGGAUCCAAAAACCCGUGCUCAAGAGAUUCCGGACGUAUUUUGGCGAUGGGAAUCGCGUCGAUGUCUUGGGCAACCACACGUUUGUCUCGGUUGACACCGUUUCACUGAGCGCGAUGGAUGAGCCGAAUCCUGAAACUGGGGAUUCAGGGGAUGCGUCCUCCGGUGACGAAAUCUGGAGAGAGGUGGAGAAUUUUUUGGAGGAUCUUCCCAAUUUAAAGGCGCGAGCGGUAAAGGAAGAAUUGCUUGCUCUCCAAGGAAAGGCAGAAAACUAUUCAGCGCCCUCCACGAUCGUCAAUGCCCGUAAUCCCACUCAGCCUGUUGUGUCCUCCGCACCAUCUGAUGCGGAGCUACCUACCAUCAUUCUUACACAUGUACCCUUGUAUCGGGAGCCAGGCACUCCCUGCGGGCCACUUCGCGAACGAUUCCCACCUUCAUCCACCGAUCCAUUGCCGGAAAAGGAUGAAAGGAACGCGAUAAGAGUCUCGAGGGGAUAUCAAUAUCAGAACGUCCUGACUGAGACAAUUAGCAAGAGAGUAGUUACCAGCGCCGGCACGGGUGUGAAGCAGGUAUACUCUGGCGACGACCACGACUACUGCGAAAUCAGCCAUCAUGAAUUCAGCGGCUCGCCCAAGGAGAUCACUGUGAAAAGCAUGUCGUUGGCAAUGGGCGUGCGUCGCCCAGGCUUCCAAAUGGCCAGCCUCUAUAACCCCGUCGACCUACAGACGGGAAAAUCCAUAAACCCAGACUUAGGAUUAUCAUCCUCCUCCACAAUCCAAAACCACCUCUGCCUCCUCCCCGACCAAAUCUCCAUCUUCAUACAAUACGCUUAUGUCCUCCUCCUAACCAUCGUCGCCCUCUUCGUCCGCGCUAUCUCCCGCACGUUCCAACCCCUUAAAGACCCAUCAAUAACAUCGCACGACUUCGAAUACCUCCUUCCCAUCAGCCACCAACCCCACUACCAUCACCACCAACACCUCUACAAUCCCUCCACCUCCACAACCUUCAGCACCUCCAGCACCUCCUCAACCACCGAAGGCGAAAAAUGCUUCUCACACCGCGCCACUACUAACAGUGGUGGUGGUGGCGGCAGUAUGCUAUCGCGCACAGCUUCCUCCUCACCACCAUCUCAUGACGGUCUCUUACGUCCGACAAAGCACGCACAGAUUAUCGACGUAACUGGAACCCAUGGCGGCGAUAAGGUCAGCGAGAGUCUGCGGCGGUCUGAUUUGGAAAUUGAUGAGAAGAUUAGAGACCGUAGCUGGGGUGUGAAGAGUUGGGGUAGUGCUGGUAGUGCUGGUCACCGCGGAUUCAAAUAUGUAUUGUGGGCGGAGUUUAUGAAGCCGUUCACACAAGUUUUGGUGGUGGGAGGUUUGUGGUAUUUUUGGCUGGUGCGGACGUGGUUAUGA
Paracoccidioides brasiliensis Pb18 is the source of this 1992-nucleotide messenger RNA. RefSeq lists its product as uncharacterized. The record is from RefSeq and is a predicted model, not a curated record. The transcript has 3 exons. Gene Ontology annotation, cellular component: endoplasmic reticulum. Bases 1 to 1992 code for a protein of 663 amino acids. Gene Ontology annotation, biological process: GPI anchor biosynthetic process.